Molecule: messenger RNA, 966 nt
Organism: Entrophospora candida
Lineage: Eukaryota; Fungi; Glomeromycota; Glomeromycetes; Entrophosporales; Entrophosporaceae
Source: the annotation of a GenBank genome assembly
AUGUCCAUCAACUUGCAACUUUUUAAAAUAUCUAAAGAACACUUUAUUAAAAAGUCACACUUGAUUAAAAAUUUAAAAAUUUCUAAAUUUAAUAAUAAUGAUACAUAUUUUUCGAUACAGCGUAGAAAUUAUGCUAGGAAAGGAAUACAAAAAAUUCCUCCAAAUGCUCUUGAAUUCAUGGAUACUAUAAAUAUUUUUAGGGCGUUAGAAGUGGGUAAUGAGCAUAGCAUUUGUAGAUUAAAAGUUCAAUUAAAUGAAAUUUCUGAAAAAGUUACUCCGACUAUUCGUGGGUCAGUUACAUUAGCAAAAGUUUUACCAAAGGCCAAAAGGUUUACUUUUUUAGUAUUUGCAACUGAAGAAGAAGCCAAAGAAUUAGAAAAUAUAGAAACAGCAAGUGUUGUUGUGGGAGGAGAAAAAUUAAUUCAAAAAAUUUUAGAGGGAAGUUUUGAUUUUAGUAAUAUUAGCAAUUGCUUAUCAACAUUUGAAAUAUAUCCUGAGAUGAAAAACAAGAUUGCUAAGGUUUUAGGUCCUUUACAAUUAAUGCCAACGGAAAAGAAAGGAACUCUAACCAAAAAUCCAGCAGAAACAAUCAAUAUGUUGGCAAGUAAAACAGAAAUCAAAACAGAUGAAAAAGGAUUUAUUCGUAAUGAUGUUGGCAAAACGUUUUGGCCAAUUCAAGAUCUACAAGAAAAUAUUAGUGUGAUAUUAAAAGAAAUAAAUGAACUUGGUAACAAACAAUCAAAUAAGAAAAUCAAAAAAGAUGGCAUUAUUGAUAAAGUGUUUUUGAGUACGAGUGGAAGAGAUUUAGAUGUUGCAUUACUUGAUUAUAAAUUAACCUACUUUAAGCCUAAACCUAAACUAAGAGUUUCAGGCGACAGAAUUUGUAUUGAUCGAUCAAGUAAUAAAGAAUUAUCUUCAUUUGGUGGCGGUACUGAUCAAGAUGGUGACAUUGAUCAUACUAUAGAA